GGUCUCGCGCCCCGCUGUCCCCGCUCCCCAUCUUUCUCUCUCCGUGUCGCUGAAACGGAAGAUUAACCACAAACACAACAAUGGGAGGAUUUAACGCGUAGCAGCUGCUGCUCCAUUUUAUUGCAAUUGAAAGCGUCGCGUUUGGGUUUAUUCCCCGUGAAAAUGGCGACGGGGGCAGGCUGGCAGCCUCCGUACAACACCUCGACUAGCAACACCAAAUAUACCCCCUCUCCAACGUCCAGCAUGUUUUACGACGGGAGUUUGACGCUGGAAUACACUCAAGACCUGCAUUUGAAGAUGAGCAAGAAGAUAGCACAACUGACCAAGGUAAUUUAUGCUCUCAACACCAAGAACGACGAGCACGAGGAGGAAAUCGAGUCUCUGAAAGAAGCCCACGAGGAUGAGGUCCAACACAUCGUGACUGAAACCAGGGACAAGAUCAUGCAGUACAAGAGCAAGAUGGCAGACGAGGCGGACCUGAGGCGGCGGCUGGCCAGUCUGGAAGAAUCUGUCGAACUCCACGAACACAUGAAGAGACAGGCUUUAGCAGAGUUUGAGAUGUACAGACAGAGAAUGGAGGAUUCGCAGCUCUGCACAGAGGCCCAGCACACACAGAGAGUGGUUUCUAUGAGCAGAGAGGUGGAGGAGAUGCGUCGGGAUUUUGAGGAGAAGCUGCGGGCGUUCAGCCAGGCUCAGGCCCAGUUUGAGGCGGAAAAACGGCGAGCGCUGGAAGAUCUGAGGACCACCCACCGCCAGGAGGUGGAGGAACUCCUCAACAACCAGCAGAACCAGAGCGCCUCCUCCACCGAAGACCAGGAGAAACUGGCUGAGCUGCAUAGACAAGAGGUGGAGGCAUUGAUGGAGAGGGUGGAGGAGAUAACGAAGGACAAGGUCCGUCUGGUGGAGGAGUACGAGGCCAAGCUGGCAAAGGCUCAGGAGUAUUAUGAGAGAGAGCUGGAGGCCAUGAGGAGAACGCACCAGCUCACCACUGAGAACCUGCUGGCCUGGAAAAGGACCGAGGUUGAGCUUCGUAAGGAGUUCCAGGCUCAGGAAGCUGCGCUGCAACGCUCUCUGUCCAAGCUGCGGAGUGAGCUUCAGAAAGCACAGGAGGAGGCCAGAGAGAACCGAGACAGGACCAACAGACUGCAGACAUCGCUGGCCAACGCUGAGGGAACUAUCAAGAACCUGCACAAGCAGCUGGAAGAGGCCAUCCAGGACGGAGAGAUCUGGGUGAUGCAGCUGAAGGACACUGAGUAUGAACUAGAGGGCAGCAGGGAACGAGUUCAACAGCAGGCAACUGAAAUCCUCCACAAAGCCAGUCAGAUUGGCUCGUUGCAGGCCACCCAGAUGGCCCAUGAGGCGACCAUUAGGAACCUGGACCAGGAGCAGAACCGGCUGAAGGAGAAGAUCAGCCGGCUGGAGGAGGAGAGAGAAGCACUGCUCAACCAGAGUCAGACCUCCAAUGAACAGCACAAACAGCAAGUGCUGAAACUAGAACAGUCUCUGCGUGAGGAGCACCAGGGGUAUGAGAAGGAGCUGUGCAGGCUGAGAGCACACUCUGAGGAGGAGAUGCUUCGCUUUAAGGAGGCGCAGGUCAGAGCGCUGGAGGAGCUGGAGGAGAAGCACCAGUCCAUGAGGGAGGAGGCGCAGCAGGAGAAAGAGGAGGAGAAGCAGCUCCUCAUGGCGAAAAUGAGUCAGGAGUUUGAGAUUAAGCGUCUGUCAUUGGAGGAGCAGCGCGACCGCCUUCAGCAGCAGCUCGACAACUUGAAAGAGGAGCUCUCAGCCAAGCUCAAUAUGGCCAAUCAGGAGGUGUCCCACCUCCAGGAGCUGGUGAGGGAGGGGGAGCAGAACAUGAGUUCAGCUCAGACACAGAUCAGCUGUCUGAGGGAAACUCAGGAGAAGCUCAAGAUAGAGCUUGACGCUACGAGAGCCCGGGUCCGAGAGACUAGCAACCUGCUAACUGACCUACAGGAGGAGAUCGAGACGCAGAGACAGCAGCAUGAAGCCAGAGUGAUGUCCAUCAGAACAGAAGAGAAACAGAAGAUGGACAAGAUGGCAGACGACUUGGACCAGAAAUGGAGAGACGCACUGCGGGAGGAGGUGCGCCUGUUAAAGGAGGAGUUGACCGAGGAGUAUGAAGCGGACAAACAGGCGGCGCUGACUCAGCUCUCCCAGCAGAAAGAACUGGAGAUGAUGGCGGCAAGAGAGGGCUGGCAGAGGAAGGUGGAAGACCUGCUGGAACAGAUCUCUCUGUUGAAACAGUCCCUGGAGUUGCAGUUGUCUCAGUCCCAGGCGUCACUCCAGCAGCUGCAGUCUCAGUUCAACCAGGAGAGGGAGCUGCUGAGCCAACAGCUGAAAGAGAUGCAGAGAGAACAUCAGAGGAGAGAGCAUCGAUUACAGGAGGCUCACUGCUGUGCCCUGAGCACCAUGGAGGAGGCCAGACAACACCAGAUAAGGGCUCUGGAAGAGCGUCUGAAGCAGGAGCAGAGGGAGGAGGUCCAUGCUCUGAAGGAGGCCCACAGGAGGACAUUAGACAUCCUGAGACAGCAGUCGGACCAGGAGCUGCAGACGCUGCGAUUUGAGCUGGAAGACGAGGGGAAAGCAAAGCUGGCGUCUCUCCGUGCAGAGCUGAACCACCUCCACGCUGCCUCCAUAGAGCAUCUAAAGCAGAUCCACCUCAAAGAAAACACUAACGCCAAACGAGAGUUAGAGAAAGCGAUGGAGCACAGCCACCAGCAGGAACAAGAGCUCCUGGGUCGUAUUUCAGACCUGCAAGCGGAGCUGUGCUCUCGUAACAACCGCAUCACUGAUCUGGACCAUGAGAUCCACUCUCUGAACGAGACCAUCGACACUCUGACCAGAGAGCUGGAGAUAAAGGGUAAAGAGGUGCUGCGGGUCCGCAGUGAAGCUAACCAUCAGAUAAGGGCCCACGAACAGGACCUUUCAAAGAGACAUGAGAGGGAUCUGGGGGAGAUAAGUAUAGUCCAUCACAGAGAAACACAAAUCAUGCUGGCUGACUUCAACAAGGCCCAGGAGGUCCUCAAAGACAAGAUCACUGCGCUACAAAUACUGUUGGAGGGGACAGAGGAGAAGUUAAGAAACAGAGAAAGCCGGCCAGAGGACCUGCACGUCAUAGCAGAGCUCAGAGAGAUGGUCACCGAGAGAGAAGCUCUGGUGAAAAAGCUUGUGGACGACAAGAAGUUCUACCAGCUGGAGUUGGUCAACAGGGAGACGGGGUUCAACAAGGUCUUCAAUUCCAGUGCCAAUGUUGGAGUAAUCAACCCUCUUAUCAAGAUAAAAACAGGCAGCCAGUCAGCCCUCAGAACUGUCAGCUGUCCCACCAUGCGUCAUGAAGGACAGGAAGAGGAGGGACUGGAGGGGGAGGAGCAUCCUCCUCUUCCUCCUCCUUCUCCUCAUCCUCCACAUCAUCCCAUGCCAAGCCUUGCUCUUCCUCAUGCUCCUCAUCCUCAGGAAGCCCUGGUGCAGCAUCAGGGCCUACAAAGCUUUAGGAGCCUUCCUGAGGCCAACGCCGCGACACCAUCCGACCCGAGGGCGGCGGAAGCAGGAAAAAGCAAAGAACACGUUCUAAGAGAAGAGGAGCUGUAUGCCCAGCACUUCUCUUUCUGACCGGCAAAAAAAAAAAAAGAAAAAAAAAAGUGUCCAAAAAUGAGGCAAUGGGACAGCAAGCUAAAGUUGGACAGCAAUCAAACUGUAGGUUUUGAAAGUCAUUCGGACGACAUCAAUAUCAAACGUCCACCGCUAAAUGUAAUCACAGCGCUCCUAUCAAUCAUGUGCAGGACUGAGACUCCAGUGUGAUUGAAACCUUAGGGCUUCCAUACAUGGUGAGAAUGGUGAGUAGUGUGGCUUGUUAGUGCAUCAUCAUGAAAGUGUGCAUGGCAGCAGGAGGUGAGGUGAUAAAAACACGUUUAUACCAUUGGCAUUGUGCAAAACAUGACAUCUGUGUGAGCUUCAGAGUGGUGAGAGAUAAAUAUAAUCUUAAAGGUUUACAGGACUUCAUCACCCAUUAAUUUUAAUAAACUAAGACCCACAACUCUAGAUGUAGAAUUUAGGAGGUGUGGAGGUACUGAAGAGACUUGCAGCUCUUGUUACCUUUAAAGUCAUUCAGUCAAGAUGAGGGCUGCAUUAAUAGUUAUAACAAAAGACAGCAGAAAUAUUUUAGUAUUAAAGGAUAAUUCUGGUGUAUUACAACUUGGCUGCUACUGGGAAUCCUCCCUGGAAACGAGACGUAAGCGAGGUGUGUAAACAACUCAGCGGUCUGUCAGCAGCAGAAUGGACAGCAGCUGCCUUCACCAGGGUAUUUGACAGCAGACAAAAACAAAAUAGUUUUCAUGUCAGCGCCAUGGGAAGAAAUCAACCGUGUUUAUAGGUAUUGAUUCAAUAAUUUUAUUUCCCCGCUGUCCACUGCAGGGUCACUUUUAACUGAGUCACUUUUAAUACAGUGGUUUUAUAUAAUCUGGCUGAAUUCUUGGAUUGUGUUGACAAUUUUGUGUAUAAAACGUCUCGUCAUAAGUCAGAGAAAUAAUGGCCACAACCUCUAAAAUAAUAUCCAAGUUGUAGGAAAGCUGAAUUAUCCUUUAAAACUGAAGUGCGGGACUUUGACAUCUAAAUUAACGUCUGUUACAUUCAAGCCCCCACCACCAGGGAAAGCUCUCUGUACUGAGCUGAGCUGAUAUAUAUAUACAAGAUUUAAAAAAAAAGGAACUUUGCAUUCAGAGGAUUAAAGUCGGAAAAAGUCUUGCAGAGAGCGCUCCUGGUGGUGGGUGAGAUGCGGUGAGCUCACCUGCAGAAAUACGUCAUAAGCAUGCGUCAAUAGUGUUUGUGUAAUUACUCUCACUGCCAGAGGGGGAGACAACAGUUCUGCCCUCAGAUUUCGCAGCCUUCUGUCAGUAGCAUGAAACUCUCAGAAACAUUUUCUCACCUCUUUGAAAUAAUGUCCCCUUUCCUCUCUGCGGCUGAAACCACAGCCGGACUCUUCAGCUCAUACAAAGAUGUCACAAACAGUGUUGCAGUGAGUACAAGGUGUGGCGCUACUAACAUACUUUAGAUUAAGAGGAAGCGUUCUCAGCACAUAUAAGAUGAGUUUGUCUCUUUUUUGUACUUUAACAUGUGUCUUACAAGCUGUAAUCAGACUGGAAGUGCUUUGAAAAUUCAGCCAGGAUAAAGUGAUUUUUUUGCCUUGAUACUCGCCUUUAGUUGUUCAUGCUGUGUCCCCAUGUGUAAAUACACACACUCAAAUGUGUGCUGAGGAAACAGAACGGACCUAGCUGUUGAUUCUGGUUGUUUUUUUGGCCUCUACAGUAGGAUGAGCUACAGUAUACCACAAUAACGACACCAGCAAAAAAAAAUAAAAAAAUAGGAAAAAAGACUAAGUUUAGCUUGCUGUCCCAGAGCUUUGACUGUGUACAUACAGUAUAUGUUGUUUGAAAGUCAUUUUCAAAUCUCCGAGCUAGCUGAGGGGCGCUUGAUUUACCAUUCCAGACACCUCAGAAGUCUCAGGAGGGGAAACACCACGAGGAAGUGAAUCAAGCACCCCUCAUAUUUUUAUUAUUCCAGUAUUUAUAAUGUAACAAGCUACUGUUUUUCUACGGUCUGUUUGUGAUGCCAGUGGAGUCGGAGACAUACAGAGGGAGAGUUCUGUCAGCGACAUGCAGAAGUUGAUUGACUCCUUGCAACUUUUUUCUUAAUGCCAAGGAGUGUUUAGUUAAAUGCUUUAUUUUCAUUACGAGCUCGGAGUUCAUGUCGGUGACGGAAGUCUUUGGCUACAUGUCUCUGCCUGUGGGGCAGGCCAUAGAGCAUGUGAAAACAGAAACACUAUCAUAAUGCUGCUGUCACUCACUUGAAUUCCUCAUAUCUCCGUUUUUUGGUGUACUGUCUGUUUUUUAACUUGACUUGAAAGUUUACAUAGUUCUCGUGCUGCAUAAUUUUCAUGACCUGAAGGUCCACGAAGUCCAUUCAGUAACCUGUACAGUUUCCAAACUGCAUGGUCAUCAUCAGCCCGUAAGAGGCUGUGUUUCUUACUUCUUGAUACGUGGAUAGAGAGACGUGAGGUUUGAGAGUUUACUUCCUCUCACACUGACACCCGCGGGGUCCAUUCAACAGCAACACAAACAGUUCAGUUACAUCACAGCAUUGAUCGAUGCUCGUCUUCCAUAACAGAAUCAACCAAGGCCUCAGUGGUUCAGGAAGUGUUUGUGCUGUCAUUGUUUGUAUGUAUGGAUCACACACAAUAUCAGACGCACCUAAAUAAUACAAUCCAAUAAAAUCCCACUACAUAGAAUUGAAUCUCUGAUAAAGUCUCAACACAUAUUAAACCCUUGGACAGCUUUGGACUGUUACGUUUUUUCCAUUCAGCCCCUGUACAUAGAUAGAUCGCAAAAACACCUUUGAAGAAGUAUUCAAACUAAAAAUACCCACUUGCUUACUUUACAUGUAGCAGUGUAUGUAAUGUAAACACUUGCAGUAGUGCCCCUGGACCAGACGACCAUAUAAAGAAAUCUGUCACUAGCUGACAUCGGCUUGUCUCAAAAGGUAGAAAAAACAGAUCAUUCAUAGCAUUAUAUAAAUGACAGAAAAUAAAAGAAAGCAUAACAGGUCCCCUUUAAACCAUCAGUGCCACAUUUUGGAAUUGCCCUCUUACCCAGAGCCACAUGAUAUAUAUUAUAUACCAAUCUUCUCAUCAGACUGGGGGUAACGCAACAUUCCAUCAUAUUUCUCCAGAUGAACUUAUUAAGUUUAAUUUAAGUUUUGUCAAAGUAAAAGAAAUGAAACACUUCCUGAAACCGAGUUGAGACAGAACCUCCAGCAGACAUAUCAGAUGAAAAAAUCUAUUAGUUAAUACCUUUGUAGAGUCUGAUCUACACUGAACUUCUAUCAUGGCAUCCUAAUAUCUGACUGUCCCCUCAUGACAGAAUGCAGCAUAAUGACAUUGAAGCUUUAGUUAGGCUAAAUGUCAUCAAAGCUGCUACAGCAUAUUAAACUGUUUAAUUGUAAAUACAGACCUGUGACAAAUACAGAUGACGGUAUCGUCUCUGGGAUCGUAGUCCCGACGCUGAACCACAGUUGGUUCAUUCCUCCAUGCUCACUGUGAAGAUUAGAUUUAUUCAAAUUACUGUGUUAAUAUAUUGACAUUUAUGCUCAGACAUCUGCAUCAGACGAUGCAGAAGUCUUUAGGUUCUUCUUAGUUUUUUCUUAUUAAUACAAUUUCUCACAAUCACCUCCAAUUUUACUGCUACUCCUUUUAUUUCCCUGUUGGUAAUUUCACAUAUUUGUAUUCUAAAAACUAAAUCAAGAAGCACAUUGUGGGGGACUUUGCUGUCUAACAAUGAGAGAGUGUUGAAUGUGUUUUACCUUCCAGGCAACCGGCUGCAAAAAAUGGUGCCUAUUCAUUCCAAUGGAGUUGCUCGUCUGGGGUAUACACCAAAAAAGUUUCUGGCUUUACUACUAGCUUUACUUACACAGUAUGCAGCCCACUGAUUAUGCUUUACAUUGUGUCAAAAAUGUUCCCCCAUAACUCACUGAGACACAAAAACAUUGGAAAAUAGGGUGCAGGUUAAAAAAUACCAGACUUACCCUUUAACUUUGAAAACAAUUAAAGCAGACGAGUUAUUUCCUGUGAUGAUUGCCAACCUCAAGAAACUUUAACGUCUCUGUUAAUCAGUUCGCAGGAUUGUAAAACACACUCAUUCUUGAGCUUGGAAACAGCAGGUGACAGAACAAUCUCACCACAAGGUCCAUUGAGUGGCUGUUCUGGAGCUUUUCAUUCUAUCACAUGAUCUUCAUCAGCGGAAGGACUUUGCCCUGUUGCUGUUGAAUCCCAGGUGCUUAAAUUUACACACAUUCCUAGCACUUGACUGCUAAGUUAAAAGUGACAACCCCUGUGAUUAGAAAGCUCCAGAACAGCUACUAAAUGGGACUUGAAGUGAGAUUGUUUAUUAUGAAUGAAUAAAUGUGUGAAAUACAUAAAUAAAUAACAAAAAUGAUUUUUUUUUUUUAUCUGUUUAGGUUUAUGUUUUUACGCAAUUGUUCCCAUUCACAUGUUUUUUCUUUCUGCACUACUUGGUUUGUAAUGUAUGUAUUUGCUCAGACACUAUUGGUUGAUUUUGAUGCAUUUGUUUAUCUGUCCCACACCUGACUGGACUGUUGUUUUAAAGGACAUAAAGACAUUUCUUGGAGCCUCUUGUGGUCAUUAGCAGAACUGCAGGCAUUGCCAUCACAUGACCUUUGUCCAUCAUUACCCCAAGGUUCAUUAAAGUCUUUUUGAAAUGUUGUAAUCUUUCAAAAUGAACUGUUUCUCAACACCUGGCAGAGGAAACUUCUGAAGAUUUUUUUUUAUUAUUAUUUUUAACACUGGCAUCAGCCAACCAUUAGUGAACCAUAGAAACUGCAACUUAUUAAAACAUGAAUUGUCUGUUUAGUUUUUUUUUAUGUGAUGAUAUACUGAUCAGGGCUUUGUUCAUUUCACUUUCAACUCAGUGUUUCCAAAAUUGCAAAAAAUCUGGAAGAGAAGAUUGUGACAUCUUUACACUUCAAGAAAUAAACUGAAAUAGUAAAUGUGUUGCAGUUUGUAUUUGAGUUGGAAGUGAUUUGAUGUCACCCUUGUGACUUAUCAUUUGAUGAUGUCUGUCUUGCCAUUUUUGAAGUAAAAAAUAUAUAACAAUUAUAGCAACAAUAUUUAUUUAUAUUUAUAUCAUUUCUGUU
Epinephelus moara (kelp grouper) is the source of this 8718-nucleotide messenger RNA. Its product is annotated as protein FAM184A-like. The record is from RefSeq and is a predicted model, not a curated record. The transcript has 25 exons. Lineage: Eukaryota; Metazoa; Chordata; Actinopteri; Perciformes; Serranidae. Bases 163 to 3627 code for a protein of 1154 amino acids.